AUGGCCUCAUUUGAGAAACGAUUGCUUGCGCAGACCGUGGACCAUGCUGCUGAACAUGACCCGGAAAGACUCUUUGCAGUUGUCCCUCGAGGCUCUGACCUGUCCGAUGGAUUCUUCAACAUGACCAUGAAGGAUUUGGCUCGUGCUGUGAACUUUGUGUGUUGGUGGAUCGAAAAAACCAUUGGCCUGGACAGUGGCAAGGAAACACUGGCUUACAUGGGCAGCAACGACGCGCGCUAUAUCAUUUUCACCUUAGCGUGCCAGAAAACUGGCUACCAGGCAUUUUUACCUUCGACAAGAAACUCCGACGAGGCGCAGCUUCAUCUGCUGAAGGCGACUGGAUGUUCAAAAUUCUUCUUCAGCGAGGAGCGAAGUCCUCGUGUCCUGGAGAUCAAGGGGCUUUGCUCUGGGCUCGAGAUCUUCCGAGUCCCUCCUUUGAAGACAUUGUUUGGAGAUGAGACAGGUCUGCGCCAUUAUCCAUUCACCGUAUCCUACCAAGACGCGGAAGACGACAUCGUCUGUAUAAUUCACAGCUCAGGCACGACCGGAAUGCCAAAGCCGGUGCCUCUCACAAACGGGUUCUUCACGACGAUGGAUGCUAAGCCACAUCUAAAAUGGCCCGAAGGUCGUUGUCCGUCCGCUUUCUUCUAUAUGACCCAGCAAGACCGUGUCCUAGCCACAACACCGUUCUUCCACCUGAUGGGAUUCAUAUCCUUCGCAUUCUCUAUAUUUCACGAAGUGCCGGCUGUCUUCGGACCAGAUAAGCCCCUGUCCGUGGGACACCUGGUUGAACUCAUGAAGAUGACUCGCCCCACGGGCGGCCUAUUCCCUCCAUCCGUGCUAGAGGAUAUGAGCCAUUCUGAAGAUGGCCUGCAAUGUCUGAAAGACCUAAAAUUUGUCUCCUUCGGUGGUGCCCCCUUGGCUGGUGAAACAGGAGACCGACUCCGCCAAUUCACUAAAGUGGUCUCAGUGAUUGGGACCAGCGAGAUCGGCUGGAUUCCUAGUUUACUACCGGAGGAUGACACCAACUGGGACUACUUUGAAUGGCUUCCUGCAUAUGGAAUCAGCAUGCAAGAUAUUGGCGAUAACCUGUACGAAAUGGUCAUCCCCCGUCGUCCCGAUUCUCGCGAGUACCAAGGUAUCUUCCACACAUUCCCCGACCGCGACAUCUACCGGACAAAUGAUUUAUACACUCAGCACCCAGCGAACCCAAACCUCUGGAAGUAUUAUGGCCGAAAAGAUGAUGUGAUUGUUUUGAGCAAUGGCGAAAAGUUCAACCCGGUCACUAUGGAAGUGAUCAUCGAGACUCACCCACUGGUGUCAAGAGCAGUUGUCGUCGGCCAGUCUCGAUUCCAGGCUGCUCUGCUGGUAGAACCUCAUCCCGAAGCUCCAGAAAUGGACUCAAAUUCCUUUAUCGAAGAAAUAUGGCCAGCGGUGCAGGCUGCAAAUCAAACUAUUGCUGCCCAUGGGCGCGUGAUGAAGAGCAAGAUCGGAUUCGCCUCCAAGGCCAAGCCAUUCAAGACAACCCCCAAAGGUACUACACAGCGACGUGCCGUGGUUCGGGACUACGAGAAGGAAAUCAACGCCAUCUACGAGAGAGACAUUGAAGAUGAUUUGCAGGGCUGUCUCCCUGACACGCUCGAUCAAGACAGCAUCACGGGAUAUACCCAUCGGACUAUUGCUCGAGUCUUAGAGAGACCUGAUGUGCCUAUCAACCAGGAUCUUUACAACGCUGGUCUUGACUCUCUGAUGACAAUGCAAGUUGCAAAGGCAUUGCAGCGAGGCAUCCAGAAGCUCCAGCCGCAGGUCAAGCCGGGGGCUAUCACUCCUCAGACAAUCUACGCCAACCCAACCGUGGAGCAGCUAGCUAGUGUCAUUUGUGGCAUUGUGGAAGGCAAGGCUCAAGCUAGUGUUCCCCGAGACGAGAAGAUCCGAGGCCUGGUGGAAAAGUACACUGCCGAUCUUCCAGAAGCACGGAGUGACCUGCCUCUUGUUCUACCGAGCUCACCAUCGACUGUCAUCUUGACAGGUUCCACAGGAUCCCUUGGCAACUAUCUCCUGAACGACUUGCUCAGCAGGCCUUCCAUCUCUAAGGUUUACUGUUUGAACCGUUCAGAUGCCGCAAGCCGCCAGAAGAAGAGCAUGGAAGAGAAGGGUCUUCAGGUUGAGGCCGGUGACUGGGUGAACAAGAUUGAGUUCCUUCAAGCCUCAUUCGGAGAGACCGGGUUUGGCCUCGACGAGACCAAGUACCAAGAAAUGCUGGACUCUGUUGACACAAUCAUUCACAAUGCUUGGAAAGUCGACUUCAACCACUCAGUCGAAUCAUUCGAGGAUACCCACAUUCGCGGCCUACGUCACUUCGUGGACUUUAGCUUGAAUAGUCGGUUCAGAGCUCAUCUCCACUUCGUCUCCUCUAUUAGUACCGUUGGCUCUUGGACUCCAACGAUGGGAUCCGUUGUGCCAGAACUUCCAAUGGAAGAAUCCUCUGUGGUGCUUCCCCAGGGCUAUGGUGAGUCAAAGCAUGUCUCCGAGCGCAUCUGCCUGGAAGCUUCACGGCGCUCUCGUGUUCCUACAACCGUCUACCGUGUUGGUCAGAUUGGCGGUCCAACCACAGCAAAAGGAGAAUGGAACCGCCACGAGUGGCUCCCCACCAUCAUUGCCACAUCUAUCUCUAUGGGAAAGAUCCCGAGUCAACUUGGCUCCAUGCCCGUGGACUGGGUUCCUGUGAAUGAUCUCUCAUCAAUUAUGACGGAGAUAGUCCACGCCCGCCACGGAGAUCAAUCCGAGACUCCUACAGCAGUAUUCCACCUCACCAAUUCCAAAUCAGCCCAGUGGUCAUCGCUCAUUCCAGCCAUCCGGGAAAGAUACCAAGUGAAGCCCGUCGACUUCAGUGCCUGGGUUGCUGAGCUCGAGAGCAUCCAGAAUCCCAGCAGUAUUGAUGUAGCUGAGAAGCCUGCCCUAAAGCUGCUCAGCUUCUACCGUGGGCUGGUCGAUGAGAGCCACGCCGCAAUGGCUGUGCCGUUGGAUGUUAGCAAGGCUAAGGAGGCGAGUGAGACUAUGAGGUCUUUGGGACCUAUCUCCGCGCCGCUAAUGUCGAAUUGGCUUCAGCAGUGGCAGUUCUAG
Molecule: messenger RNA, 3123 nt
Organism: Penicillium atrosanguineum
Lineage: Eukaryota; Fungi; Ascomycota; Eurotiomycetes; Eurotiales; Aspergillaceae
Product: putative NRPS-like enzyme
Exons: 4
Coding region: 1-3123 (1040 amino acids)
Source: RefSeq, a predicted model, not a curated record